GAAGGGCAAGGGAAAGGUGCGAGAUGGCGAUGGCACUUGUGCUCUGCAGCAGGGUCAUGGCGGUUACCUGUCGCGGAGCUGGGACAUAAUAAAAUUGGAUGUAUGAAUCGCAAAGCGAAGCGAGACCAGCAGCGUUCAUCAGCUUGUAGACCAUGGCCAUGUCGCUGACGCAUAUCCUCAUCGUCGCCUGUAGAGGAGGAGGUUGCUGGAAGACGAGUUGGUUUGCGUGCAUCAGGGCUUUUGUUUCAUCCACGUCCAUCCUGGUGCAAAAAACUUCCUGCCCUGCCUGGGGUGAGGAUGAUGAGGGCAACCGCACUGGACUGAUGCUUUCUGCGGCGCCGUUGGUCUCAAUUCCUUGGCUCUUGCGUUUCUAGAUUCCGGAUUCGCCUCAAUCCGCACCUGCUUGGCCCAGGUGCAACGAUAAUUUGGUGAUCGAUUUCUGGAACAAGAAACCCAGGAAUUUGACUGGGAAGAUGAUUGCCACAGAUUGGGAUAAAGCAGAAUGAGAUCAGGCAGUUUAUGGAGACAUUUGCAGCAGCUUGGCGGGGCUUUCACGGCGAGUCACUCUGCUCCUGCAAGCAAUGAAGCAAUCCUGAUUAAAACCACUUUUGUUUCAGGAGGCAAGCCCGUUGAACAAUUAUGGAAACUAUGUGAAAGGUUAGCGCAGGGUUUGGGCCUCAAAAAGAAAUUUAUUGGUGUAUACUUACAUUUGAACUUCAGAGUAGGCCAUCAUAGGCAUUUUUCUUCCAUACCUGAUCAUGUAUUUGAAGGUCAGUCAACUGUCUCCACGUCGAAUUCCAAUUACCCUGGUCCCGUCGGCCGAAAGCUAUGCUCUCUCAGCUCCAACCUAGACUUGAAGCUGAAGUUUAAGCUGACGCCGGGUCGAACACAUGUCUCACAUGCUAUCAGCCGUGAACCUGAGUAUUGGGACACCCCUGAACAAACGACUCCAUCGCAGCUCAGUCAAGAAGUUCCGUCAGUAGAUCAGAACAGGACACUACGAGAAAGGGAAUGGGACCAUGACGAGGACAAAGUAUUCACAAGAGAUCGAAAGUUUAAGAAAGGUACUGAGGAUUUGAAGAUGUCAAGGGAUGACGAGGGCAUCCAAUGGGGCCAACAGCAUGUGCGUGUGCGGGAUCAUGAGACCCGUCAGCGGACGAGCCUUUCCCCUAACCCACCUCCUAAAUUUCAGCAGGACGAUGUCUAUAUACCUGUGAAGGCUUGUUACAUCUCCCGAAGUGUGGAUUUGAAGCGGCUGUCAGAGGAACCCUUCUUGGAGAUAACCCCUUCGCGCAACAAUCUUAUCAUUCGAUUUACCAACCGGCCUGCUAAUGCGAAACCUACGUCAAACAGACCUGGUUUUGCAGAAAUAAGUCGCUCCCAAGAUAGAUACAUGGUCGCCUUUCAGUAUGGAUCCAUUGUGUUUUUCAACUUUUGUGAUGACGAAGAGGAAGAAGCUCUGUCUGCCUUGAGCAAAUUCUGCACAGACAAGUUCCGGGAGACAAGAAAAGAUGAUUAUGGGGUGCUGGUUAGGCCAACCCUACGUCAGUGGAGUGAGGGAGGACAGGACCGAAUCAUGUUGAGGAUGCUUGACACCGACAACAUCAGAGUUAUUUCUAGCAUUCUUGGCCAAAGUAUUGCCCUUGAUCACUACGCCAAGAAGGUGGAUGAGAUGGUUAAUACGUUCAGUGAGCUAAACCGAGGAAUGGAGAACACUGGUACUUUCACGAUGACUCGGAAGAGCUUGUUUCAGCUGGUAGCGGCUGCCAACACCACUCUUGCAGAUGUUAUCCUCCGCUUGGGCCUCCUGGAGAGGUCCGAUGCUGCUUGGAAGGACGCCAAUUAUGCUCAGAUUUGGGAGUACUUGCGCGAUGACUUUGAACUUGAUGAACGGUUUGAGAGUUUGGACUUUAAGCUUAAUAUCAUACAGCACAAUGUGCGAUUCUUUCUGGAGAUUCUACAAAAUAGAAAGUCGGAUACACUCGAGUGGAUCAUUAUUCUUCUCAUCACAGGAGAGAUAUGUGUUGGUGUUUACCAGAUCCUUUUGGAGACCAACGUCGUUUAGAACUCAUACGCGUAGCUUGGCCUAUGGGUUUUCUCUUCAUAAAUGGUCAAGAUUUCAUAAUUUUAUAGUUUUUUAGAAGCUUCAGGGAGUCCGUCAGGAGUCUGAUUUGGAGCAAUUCAUUUUUUCACUUUUUAACACCCUUUUUUGCAAGGUUUAUCGUCA
Molecule: messenger RNA, 2227 nt
Organism: Physcomitrium patens
Lineage: Eukaryota; Viridiplantae; Streptophyta; Bryopsida; Funariales; Funariaceae
Product: protein RETARDED ROOT GROWTH, mitochondrial
Source: RefSeq, a predicted model, not a curated record